This is a messenger RNA of Monascus purpureus, 1904 nucleotides long. The record is from the annotation of a GenBank genome assembly. Lineage: Eukaryota; Fungi; Ascomycota; Eurotiomycetes; Eurotiales; Aspergillaceae.
UUUCCCCUUUCGCAAGACUCUGUGCGCCACAAAGUCUUGUUUGGACCCUUUUUGCUGCUUGACAGCGUGCCUUUAAUAUACCCCAAUCUCUCAACAGUGCCUAUCGCGGUAUUCUAUCAUGUCCCUUGAGGGUCCAGGGGGCUUGAGCCCCGAAUCCCAGUGGCAUGGCCAUAGUGACAAGAAGCCCUAUCCCGAUGGGGCUGAACACGGUCCGGCACACGAUGAUCCCUUUGGGAGUGAAGAGUACGCUGAAGUCAAGUACAAGACUAUGACCUGGUGGUGAGUGCUGAAUACGUGGCCAAACGCUGCCCGAUUGGCAUCCUUGGCUGACAUGUACCUUCUCGUUGGGUAUUUCAGGCAGGCUGGAAUGAGUACGUUGUCUGAGUCUCCAGGCCCUUAGCCCGCUACCCCUUGCGAUUCACUCAUAGGAAUGCCGAGUCGUAGACUAAAUAAUCUGUCCAGUCAUGAUCGCCGAGACCAUCUCCCUAGGUAUCUUGUCUCUACCAUCCGCCUUGGCUACACUUGGCAUUGUCGGCGGUGAAAUUUUGAUUGUCGGUUUGGGUAUACUAGCAACCUAUACCGGAUACACGCUGGGGCAGUUCAAGCUUCGAUACCCCCAUGUCCACAGCAUGGCGGACGCCGGUGAGGUCUUGAUGGGCCCCUUCGGUCGGGAGGUGCUGGGCACUGCACAAUUGCUGUUCCUGAUCUUCACUAUGGGGAGUCACCUCUUGACCUUCUCCAAGAUGUUGAACACCGUCAGCGAACAUGGUACCUGCUCCAUUGUCUUUGGCAUUGUGGGCAUGAUCUUGAGUUUCAUCUGCACUCUUCCUCGAACCCUCAAGAAGGUCUCGUGGAUGUCAAUUGCCUCCUUUAUCAGUGUUUUCUCCGCCGUUAUGAUUACGAUGAUUUCUAUCGGCGUAGAACGGCCUGGGGAUGGUCAUGUCGAUGCAACCACGACAACAAACCUGUACCACGGCUUCCUUGCAGUGACCGAUAUCGUCUUCGCAUAUGCCGGUCAUGUGGCCUUUUUCGGUUUCAUUUCAGAGAUGAAAGUCCCCGAGGAUUAUCCAAAGACAUUAUACUUGCUGCAAAUAGUCGACACGGUCAUGUAUGCCGUCACCGCCGUUGUCAUCUAUCGCUAUGCCGGCAAGGAUGUCAAGUCACCCGCACUGGGCUCAGCAGGGCAUAUCAUGAGCAAGGUUGCCUAUGGAAUUGCCAUUCCGACUAUCGUGGUCGCAGGCGUCAUCAACGGUCAUGUGGCUUGUAAAUACGUCUACGUUCGCAUGUUCCGGAACACAGACCACAUGCACCGUCGCACUUUCUUCUCCGUUGGAGUCUGGAUUGCCAUUGCAUUGGCUCUGUGGGUCAUUGCCUGGGUCAUUGCUGAGGCUAUCCCUGUUUUCAACGACCUAUUGAGUUUGAUCACCGCUCUUUUCGCUAGUUGGUUUACAUACGGAUUGAGUGGUCUCUUCUGGCUAUUCCUCAACUGGGGACAGUGGCUCUCGUCGCCACGUAAGAUCUGCCUCACGAUUCUUAACCUACUUGUCUUUGGCAUUGGUGGAGCUAUAUGCGGCCUUGGUCUAUACGUCUCCGGAAAGGCUAUUCACGACGACAGCUCGGGUGCCAGUUUCUCGUGCGCCAACAACGCUUGAUUCUGGACUAUAUUUCCUCGAAUAAAUUCGUCGUGUGCAACUGCGGCAUCUACUUAUAAGAUCUCUGGUAAUAGUGUGGAGGGUGUACGAUAUAUGAUAGAUAGGCUACAUUGCAUGGUUUAAACCGGGUGCAUAUGAAGGAAAUUCGCAUAUUGGGGUUACAGUUACAGCACAGUAUCUUUUGUGUAUCAGGAUAGCCACUAUUUUAUCGGUUUAGAUGGAAGAUAAAAUAAAAAUGAGGUUACUAAGACA